Molecule: messenger RNA, 7368 nt
Organism: Monopterus albus (swamp eel)
Lineage: Eukaryota; Metazoa; Chordata; Actinopteri; Synbranchiformes; Synbranchidae
Gene: trpm7
Product: transient receptor potential cation channel, subfamily M, member 7
Exons: 40
Coding region: 1-5697 (1898 amino acids)
Biological process (GO): monoatomic cation homeostasis; calcium ion transport; monoatomic cation transmembrane transport
Cellular component (GO): plasma membrane
Molecular function (GO): ATP binding; protein serine/threonine kinase activity; calcium channel activity
Source: RefSeq, a predicted model, not a curated record
AUGGCCGUUAGCUAUUUGUCCCAGAAACCCUGGAUAGAAAGCACUUUCACCAAGAGGGAAUGUGUGUACAUACUUCCAGUGUCAAAAGACCCCCACAGAUGUCUUCCAGGAUGCCAGAUUUGCCAGCAGCUAGUCCGGUGCUGCUGUGGGCGGCUGGUGCGGCAGCAUGUUGGCUUCACUGCCAGCUUGGCCACGAAGUACUCGGAUGUGAAGCUGGGUGAAAAUGCCAACCUGUCGGUACCUGAGCUGGAGGAGUGGUCGGUGGAAAAACACACCGAGGCGAGUCCCACUGACGCCUAUGGUGUCAUCAACUUCCAGGGAGGGUCUCACUCGUACCGAGCCAAGUAUGUUCGUUUGUCCCACGACUCACCACCGGAACACAUCCUGCGGCUGAUGCUGAAGGAGUGGCAUAUGGAGCUUCCUAAGAUCCUCAUCUCUGUCCAUGGAGGAGUUCAGAACUUUGAGCUCCACCCUCGCAUCAAACAGGUGGUGGGCAAGGGCCUCAUCAAAGCUGCAGUCACUACCGGGGCCUGGAUUCUCACUGGAGGGGUCAACACAGGUGCGGCCAAGCACGUGGGUGAUGCUCUCAAAGAGCACUGUUCAAAAUCAUCUAAGAAAAUUUGCACUAUUGGGAUUGCGCCCUGGGGAGUCAUUGAAAACAGGAACGAUCUCAUCGGCAGAGAUAUUGUCGCCCCGUAUCAGACGUUACUGAACCCUCUGAGCAAACUAAACGUUCUUAACAGCGUGCAUUCCCACUUCCUCCUGGUGGACGACGGGACGGUGGGCAAGUACGGCGCUGAGGUCCAACUGCGGCGGGACCUGGAGAAGCACAUCAACCUCCAAAGAAUACAUGCACGUAUCGGUCAGGGUGUUCCCGUUGUGGCCCUGAUCUUAGAGGGGGGUCCCAAUGUGAUCCUGACUGUGCUGGAGUACCUUCAGGAAAACCCUCCUGUCCCAGUGGUGGUGUGCGAGGGGACCGGCCGGGCCGCUGACAUACUGGCCUACGUCCACAAGCAGACCGAGGAGGGAGGCGGUCUUCCUGAUGGAGUGGAGACCGACAUCAUCGCAACCAUCAAGAAAACCUUCAACUUCAGCCAGAAUGAUGCCAUUCAUCUCUUUCAGACUCUGAUGGAGUGCAUGAAGAGUAAAGAACUGAUCACUGUGUUUCACAUCAGCUCCGAGGAGCAUCAGGACAUUGACGUAGCCAUUCUGAGGGCUUUACUCCAAGGUACGAAUGCAUCUGCUUUCGAACAGCUGGUCCUGACUCUGGCAUGGAACCGUGUAGACAUUGCCAAGAACCAUGUGUUUAUGUAUGAACAGCAGCUCCUGGUGAGCUCUUUGGAGCAAGCCAUGUUGGAUGCACUUGUAAUGGACAGGGUGGAUUUUGUCAAACUGCUCAUAGAAAACGGUGUGAGCAUGCAUCGUUUCCUAACAAUCAGCCGGCUGGAGGAGCUCUACAACACGAAACUUCCAAACAACCUGACUCUCCUCCACCUGGUUAGAGAUGUUAAAAAGAGUCAUCUGCCUCCAAAUUAUAGAAUCACUUUGAUUGACGUGGGCCUGGUCAUUGAGUUCCUGAUGGGCGGGACUUACAGGUGCAACUACACCAGGAAACGCUUCCGAAUAAUUUACAACAAUCUCCAUGGCAUCAACAAGAGGUCAGGGCGCCACACUGCAGGCCCUAGCUGUAAACUAAGGAACGAUCAUGAGUCUUUCAGCAUGGAGCCUGACAAAAAGGAGAAGAUGAGACACAACCACUUCAUCAAGACUGCAAAGCCGUACAAACCAAAGCUCGAGUCUUCCAUGGAGCAGAAGAAAAAGAGCAAAGAGGAGAUUGUCGACAUAGAUGACCCAGAGACACGGCGGUUUCCUUACCCUUUCAAUGAGCUGCUGGUGUGGGCUGUGCUGAUGAGGAGACAGAAAAUGUCACUCUUCUUCUGGCAGCACGGUGAGGAGAACAUGGCCAAGGCACUGGUGGCAUGUAAACUCUGCAGGUCUAUGGGCUAUGAAGCCAAAAAGAGUGAUGUGGUGGACGACACGUCAGAGGAGCUCAAGGAAUACUCAAAUGAGUUUGGGACGUUAGCAGUGGACCUGCUGGAGCAGUCGUUCAGGCAAGAUGAGACCAUGGCCAUGAAGCUGCUGACAUAUGAGCUAAAGAACUGGAGCAAUUCCACCUGUUUGAAGUUGGCUGUCUCGUCACACCUACGGCCCUUUGUGGCUCACACAUGCACCCAGAUGUUGCUGUCAGACAUGUGGAUGGGAAGGCUGAACAUGCGCAAGAACUCCUGGUACAAGGUGAUUCUGAGUAUCUUGGUACCUCCUGCCGUCUUACUGUUGGAGUACAAAUCCAUAGCUGAGAUGGCACACAUCCCUCAGAGUCAGGAUGAUCAUCAAAUGACCAUGGAGGACAGCGAACACAACUUCCAGAACACAGCUGAUGAUAUCCAAAUGGAUGUGUUUAAGGAGACCAGAUCCAGUGACCAUGUGGAGGUGAAAAAUGACAUGGAGACUCAUGUUCACUCCAGGAAGCUGCCUUUAGGAAUGAAAUUUUAUGCCUUCUACCAUGCUCCCAUUGUCAAGUUCUGGUCCAGCACGCUCUUCUAUUUGGGCUUCUUGAUGUUGUACACAUAUGUGGUCCUGGUGAAAAUACCUGAAUGGCCUUCUCCUCAAGAGUGGGUGGUGAUCCUCUACAUCUUUACCUCUGCCAUUGAGAAAAUUCGAGAGAUGUUCAUGUCUGAAGCAGGCAAAAUAAGCCAGAAGGUGAAGGUCUGGUUCAGUGACUAUUUCAAUGUUUCUGAUUUUCUGGCCUUAGUGAGCUUCUUUACUGGCUUUGGUCUGAGGUUUGCUGGAGGUGAUGCCUUCAUCCCUGGGAGGACAUUUUAUUGCCUCAAUAUCAUUUUCUGGUACGUGCGACUCCUGGAUAUCCUGAUUGUCAACAAGCAAGCUGGGCCAUAUGUCAUGAUGAUAGCUAAAAUGGUGGCCAACAUGUUUUAUAUUGUAGUAAUAAUGGCUGUAGUCCUCCUGAGCUAUGGCGUACCCAGGAAAGCCAUUCUGCACCCAAAUGAGGAGCCUAACUGGAUGCUGGCCAGAGAUGUGGUCUUCCAACCAUACUGGAUGAUGUACGGGGAAGUGUAUGCCUAUGAAAUUGAUGUGUGUGCCAACAACAGCGAUCCAUAUGUAAAGUCCCUGUGUGGGCAAGCAGUGUGGCUGACUCCGUUUCUACAAGCAGUCUACCUCUUUGUACAGUAUAUAAUAAUGGUCAACCUUCUCAUUGCCUUCUUCAACAAUGUGUAUAUGGAAGUGAUGUCCAUUUCUAAUCUGGUGUGGAAGUACCAGCGCUACCACUUCAUUAUGGCCUACCACGAGAAGCCUGUCCUCCCACCUCCCUUCAUCCUCCUGUGCCAUAUCUGCUCCCUCUUCUGUAUGUGUAGAAAGAGGAAGAAGGAGAAUACCUAUGGACCAAAGCUGUUUCUCACUGAGGAAGACCAAAAGAAGCUUCAUGAUUUUGAGGAGCAGUGUGUUGAGACCUACUUUCAUGAAAAGAAUGAUCAGUUUCACUCGGGAAGUGAGGAGCGCAUACGUCUUACCUCAGAAAGGGUUGAGACCAUGAAUUUGCAGCUGAGGGAGAUUGGGAACAAGGUCAACUUUAUAAAACGCUCUCUGCACACACUGGAUUCCCAGAUUGGCCACCUUCAGGACCUCUCGGCUCUGACUGUGGACACUCUGAAGACCCUCAGUGCCCAGAGGGUGUCAGAGGACAGCAAGGUCCACAAUCAGAUCACCCGGGAGCUCAGCCUGUCUAAGAAUGUGGUCCCCAGCAUCGCCCCAACAGACACCGGCCCCCACUCCAAAUCAUCUGGGAUAGGCAAACGCAGUGUGGGGGCCUUCUUCGGCUCCUCUUUCCUCCAGACAGGAGCCAACAUAACAGAUUCUCUUUUUGGGAUUGGUGUAGGGGGAGGAGCUGGGACGGAGAGAAACAAGGAAGUUUGGGCCAGCCCUGGAGCAGAACUGGGGCGGGACCCCAACCUGAAUCUGGCAUUGAGUCCAGAGAGGAGGGGGUUGUUUGGGCUCGGGCACCUUGCUGCAGAGGCUGGCUCCUCAGGCAGUGUUGGCUCCAGUGCCCUUGUCCAAAGUGCUGUGGCCAUUUCCCCUUUGGAGCUGCAUCUGCAAGGCCCCUCUCUCACCCAGAGUAAGCUAACUGGUCCACAAGAGCUGGGCCGUUCUGACUCUCUAUCCAGCCUGCCCAGUGUGCCCUCCCCUGUGGCUCAGUUCCACAUCAGCAGCACCCCUUCCCAGUCCAGUGCCUCCAGCCACCCAGAGCUCGCCCCAGCUGGGCAAUGCCAGCAGCUGCCCCAGCCAGACAGCACCACAGUAGAGUUUGGUGUCUUUGUGGGACAUAAAGAGAGUUUGAACCUCCAGGACUCUACACCCAAGGACGACACUACCUCCAGCAGACGGCAAAGCCCGACCACACAGAGCAGAUUGCAGCUGCAGGCUCAGCCUGAAGGUCAGAGUCAUAUCAGAGCAGUCAAUUCUUAUGCUGGCUUCACAGAGCUCCACAGAAACCCGGCUUUUCUCCAUCCUGACCCCACUCUGACAAAGAAGGAUCGGAGCAGAGUUUCAGCUGAAAAUGUCUGCACCCAUGAGGACCCCAGGGUCACAGUACCAGAAACAGUUCAUGUCAAAUCAGCUCAACCCAGCAGCCUUGUCAGACGAGCCCCUGAAGGAGAUGCACUAAAUGCUAUUGGCUCCCCUUUCAAGCCCAUGGAGAGCUACCAGUACUCGGCUGUUGAGCGCAACAACUUGAUGAGGCUGUCACAGAGUAUCCCCUUCACCCCUGUGCGACCUAGAGGAGAGCAGGUGACUGUCUACCGCCUGGAGGAGAGCUCCCCCAACACUAUCAACAACAGCAUGUCUUCCUGGGCCCAGCGAAGCCUCUGUGCUAAAAUCGAGUUCCUCAGCAAGGAGGAGAUGGGCGGAGGACUCAGGCGGGCCCUCAAGGUGCUCUGCACUUGGUCAGAGUACGACAUCCUGAAACCAGGACACCUGUAUAUAGUCAAGUCUUUCCUUCCUGAAGUGGUCCAAACCUGGCAGAGCAUCUAUAAGGAGGACACUGUGCUGCACCUUUGUCUCAGGGAAAUUCAGCAACAGAGAGCUGCACAGAAGCUGACGUUUGCCUUCAACCAAGUCAGGCCAAAGACAGUUCCUUAUUCACCAAGGUUUCUGGAGGUGUUCCUGCUCUACUGUCACUCUGCUGGACAGUGGUUUGCUAUAGAAGAGUGCAUCACUGGGGAGUUCAGGAAGUUCAACAACAACAAUGGAGAUGAGAUUGUGCCCACCAACCUCCUGGAGGAAACCAUGCUGGCCUUCAGCCACUGGACCUACGAGUACACCCGUGGAGAGCUGCUGGUGCUCGACCUGCAGGGUGUGGGAGAGAUUCUGACAGAUCCCUCAGUCAUAAAGAGCGGAGAGAAGGGAUCCUAUGAUAUGGUGUUUGGACCAGCCAACCUGGGCGAUGACGCCAUCAGGAACUUCCGUGCAAAACACCACUGCAACUCCUGCUGUCGGAAACUCAAACUUCCUGAUCUGAAAAGGAACGACUAUACACCAGACAAGUUGACGUUCCCACAGGAUGACCCUCCCAAGCCAGGGGGCAGCGUCAAGGAGUUCCGCCAGUCAAUGAAACUGAUGCUAUGAUCAGUGAACACUCACUUAAACAUCUGUGUUUUGUGAUUUUUAUUUUGAUAGCCAGCCAUUUCCGGUGAAGUGCGGUUCUUUUCAAACUGGAUAACAAGUGGCAGGUGGUGCAGCUAGUAUUCUGAGACUAGAAAUUCAUGCUAAAAGUUUGACGUGAGCAAAUGCUUCUUAUCUCAAAAAAGUUGAAUUGGAAGGGCAUCACUGGUCCUUAUUUCUAUUUUAAUGAUAAGGUUUGUGAAUCCUUUCAGAAGCAUUUAUAAAAUUUCUUAAUUCUUUUCAUCCAGAUGGCAAUGAUUACAUUAAAUGCACUAACAAAGGAAAAAAAAUUCAAUCAUCUGUGGCAGCAGCAGGGUUGGAAAAUGCCUGACCAAUAAUUUUAUUAAUCUCAAGCAACACCUACCUGCCCGUCAACCAAAAUUCCUACUUGCCACAUGCAGUGUUCAUAUUACCAAGACAGAAAAGGCCUGUGUUUUGAACAGAGUUAGUUGGCCUCUCUCUUCAGUUCUCCCCGUUGGAAAAGCCUGGACUUCCAAGGCUAGUUAACGGCUACGACCCAGGGCUGAAGCAGUUUAGUCAUGAACUAGAGGUUCCCAACUAAGGUUUGGGGCUGCAGAUCUGGACAGGUAACACUACCUGACAAAUUUACAACUAAAAAGAAGUUGGAUGCUGCAAGAAGUAAAACCAGACUUAAGAUUGGUGUGGCUUUUGAACGAGGGCAACUAAGAGAAGAAAAGGGGGCUGAAAAGUGACGCCAUGGUGGCCAUGUUUAUGAUGGACAGAUAAUUAUCACUUUUGUUUUGUUUGGGGGCAUCUGUCUUCCUGAAAUCUGUAUGUAGGAGUCACGGAGUGCGAACAGUAGUGCAUGUUGUGUUUUGGAGUGGCGGCUUUGGCGAGAAAUUAGAACCAAAGGGUGGGAUUUCUUCAGUUUUUCUACUUAAAAUCAAGCUUCCUCUUGCUGGUUUUUCCAGGAUCACCAACCCUACCUUUCAAAUCAAAAUUGCAUCAUGACAUAUUUUUAAAUAUUGGCAAAGACUAUUGAUGUAGGAUCGUAUCAUGAGGACUGUGGUAAUUUACACCCCUAAUAAAAGAUGAUCAGCAGUUUUUGUAUUGGCUAAUAAAGAUAUAAUAUGAAUUUCAAAUCUUGUAAAAUAUAGGAAGAUUGCAAUGCAGCUUUUAUAAAAUGUAAUUUUAUUAUAUUUAAAGUGUCUUUUUUAACAGGGUACUAUUGCCGUUUGUCAUCUAUUGUAUGAGCAAAUUACAAUCUAGUGUAUCUUAUAGUCACUUAUCUCUUAUUAGCUCAACAGCUUAUUUUUCUGGGGAAGUGACAAACUUAAGGCCAUUUACUGUAAACAUUAUCAUUUUAAAUCAAUUGUAAAAAGCUUUGGCAACAAGUCUGAAAAGAAUAAGUAUUGUAUUAUGGGGCCUGCGUUCAGAAUAAAAUUGUCCUGACACAAACAAGGCAGGCAGACAGAGGACCCCAGUGUGCACACAGGCAGACAGACAGGUACAGGUACAGUUUAACAAAGCUAAAACCAACUGAGGCAGACAAAACAGGCAGGCAGAAAACAUGAGAUGAAAUACAAGUUGAAACCACACAGGUAAUCCAGUAUUAGUCCAAGGGAGCAGACAGGCAGAGUCCAAGUACAGGUGGUCCAAAAAAAAAAAAAAAAA